Ceratitis capitata (Mediterranean fruit fly) is the source of this 1637-nucleotide messenger RNA. It is a transcript of the gene RtcB, whose product is annotated as tRNA-splicing ligase RtcB homolog. Gene Ontology annotation, biological process: tRNA splicing, via endonucleolytic cleavage and ligation. The transcript has 5 exons. Gene Ontology annotation, molecular function: RNA ligase (ATP) activity. The record is from RefSeq and is a predicted model, not a curated record. The coding region runs from base 94 to 1614 and encodes 506 amino acids. NCBI's taxonomy places the organism in Eukaryota, Metazoa, Arthropoda, Insecta, Diptera, Tephritidae. Gene Ontology annotation, cellular component: nucleus; tRNA-splicing ligase complex.
UAUUGGGUAUUUCUUGCACUAGUAUAGGUACUGCUUUCGUCAGAGAUUAUCUCCUUUUUCGUGUUGGUUAUAUUAGUAACAUAUACUUUUAGAAUGGUUGUACGGCCGUACAAUGAGGAAUUAAAAUAUCUUGAAAAAAUCAGCGAUUGUUGCUGGCGAAUAAAAAAAGAAUUUCAACCCAAUAUGAAAGUAGAGGGUUGUUUUUAUGUAAAUAGCCGAUUAGAGAGGCUGAUGCUGGAAGAGUUAAAAAAUUCUUGUAGGCCGGGAGCUGUUGGAGGUUUCUUGCCUGGAGUGAAGCAAAUAGCAAAUGUAGCGGCCUUACCGGGCAUUGUAGGUCGUUCUAUCGGUCUUCCAGAUAUACAUUCUGGAUAUGGGUUCGCUAUUGGAAAUAUGGCAGCAUUCGACAUGAACGAUCCCACUUCAAUUGUAAGCCCCGGAGGUGUCGGAUUUGAUAUUAACUGUGGAGUUCGCUUACUGCGAACAAACCUCUUCGAAAAAGAUGUUCAACCAGUAAAAGAGCAAUUGGCCCAAUCUCUUUUUGAUCACAUACCUGUUGGUGUUGGGUCAAAAGGCAUAAUUCCUAUGAAUGCUCAUGAUUUGGAAGAAGCUUUAGAAAUGGGAAUGGACUGGUCUCUUCGCGAAGGAUAUGUUUGGGCAGAAGACAAAGAACAUUGUGAAGAGUAUGGUCGAAUGUUGAAUGCAGAUCCUUCCAAAGUUAGCUUACGUGCAAAAAAACGAGGCCUGCCCCAAUUAGGAACAUUAGGUGCGGGCAAUCAUUAUGCUGAGAUACAAAUUGUUGAUGAAAUAUAUGAUAAAUGGAGUGCUAGUAAAAUGGGCAUAGAAGAAAAAGGUCAAGUAUGUGUUAUGAUACAUUCGGGAAGUCGUGGUUUUGGGCAUCAGGUGGCUACUGAUGCUUUGGUGCAGAUGGAAAAAGCCAUGAAACGAGAUCAAAUCGAAACCAACGACAGACAAUUAGCUUGUGCCCGCAUAAAUUCUCAAGAGGGUCAAGACUAUUUAAAAGCAAUGGCAGCAGCUGCAAAUUUUGCAUGGGUGAAUCGCAGCUCAAUGACGUUCCUUACCCGCCAGGCUUUCGCUAAAAUGUUCACUACCACACCUGAUGAUCUUGAUAUGCAUGUAAUUUAUGACGUUUCUCAUAACAUCGCCAAAGUGGAGAAUCAUAUUGUGAAUGGCAGAGAAAAACAGUUACUUGUACAUAGGAAGGGGUCCACGCGAGCGUUUCCACCACAUCAUCCCUUAAUACCGGUUGACUACCAACUUACUGGACAACCGGUAUUAGUCGGAGGUACAAUGGGUACAUGCAGCUACGUUCUUACCGGAACUGAGAAGGGAAUGAAUGAAACAUUUGGAUCCACAUGUCAUGGAGCAGGUCGAGCUUUAUCACGAGCUAAAUCUCGACGUAAUUUGGAUUAUAAGGAUGUACUCGAGAAGCUGGAAGAAAUGGGAAUUGCUAUACGGGUCGCAUCUCCCAAGCUCGUUAUGGAGGAAGCACCUGAAUCGUAUAAGGAUGUAACUGAUGUCGUUGAUACAUGUCAUAUAGCUGGAAUUAGCAAAAAAUGCAUAAAGUUACGUCCAAUUGCUGUAAUAAAAGGUUAAAUAUAGUUAAUUUUGAAAACUCU